Anopheles merus is the source of this 1753-nucleotide messenger RNA. RefSeq names its product facilitated trehalose transporter Tret1-like. The record is from RefSeq and is a predicted model, not a curated record. The transcript has 5 exons. Gene Ontology annotation, cellular component: membrane. Lineage: Eukaryota; Metazoa; Arthropoda; Insecta; Diptera; Culicidae. The coding region runs from base 116 to 1522 and encodes 468 amino acids. Gene Ontology annotation, biological process: transmembrane transport; carbohydrate transport. Gene Ontology annotation, molecular function: sugar transmembrane transporter activity.
GUGCUACUGUAAAAUGGUUAGGUGACACAGCUAGAGUGAAAUGGUUCCUAUUGCUUAGACUGAUCUUCAACCAUUCGCACCUACAGUAAUACUGGUGCGUAGUUGGUGCGCAAGGAUGGGCAAGCUACCAUACUAUUUUGCACAUCAAAAUCAAUACAUCGCGGCUUUAGCAGCUUCCUAUGGCGUACUAACGAUCGGAAUGGUGUUUGGCUGGUCCGCACCAGCAGGACCCCAGAUACUCGAAAAUGGCGAAGGAAACCUCAACCUGACUGACGAUCAGUUUUCGUGGACGAUUGCCUUUAUGCCUAUCGGUGGUGCGAUUGCGGCCAUACCAUGCGGGAUGAUGCUGAAAUCGGAAGGACGCAAAAACACCAUCCUUUUCUUCGUUUUACCACUACUGCUGGGAUGGGUGCUGUUGACAUGGGCCCAAGCCAUAGUGAUGAUGUAUCUGGCCCGCUUGCUGCAGGGAUUCGCUGCAGGAGCUUACUCGAUGUCGGUGCCGAUCUACAUUGGAGAAAUAGCAGACCAACGUAUUCGGGGCACUGUGGGCAGUUUCUUCCAGCUCAUGCUGAACCUGGGCAUGUUGAUGUCCUUCAGCAUUUCCGCUGGCGUGAAUGUGUUCCAGUUGAAUAUUAUUUCCGGAUUCAUCGUCCUGCUGUUCGGUCCCAUAUUCAUGCUGAUGCCAGAAACUCCUUCCUGCUUGGUUGGUCUUAAACGGGGCCACAAAACUAAAGCAGUCGAGACGCUCAAAUGGUUACGAGGUCCAAAAUGUGAUGCUUUUUACGAGAUAGAGCAGCUCCAGCUGGAACAGGACGCACUGCUGAGUCAACCCAAGAAAUCGAUGAAGAAAUCAUUAUUCACCCCGGAAACGUUGAGUGCGCUGCUCGCCAUGAUCGGGCUGGUAACGUUCCUGCAAAUGUCUGGCAUCAACGCGGUGCUGUUUUAUGCUACAGAUAUUUUCAUGAACGCUUCGGAUUCGCUUAACCACGAGGUCGCUACCAUUAUCGUGGGUGCAAUGCAGUUCUUCGGUACAUUGCUGGCAGCAUUCACCGUCGAUCGAGUCGGACGCCGCUGGCUGUUAAUGAUUUCGGCCAUCAUAAUGUGCGUAUCGCAUGUUGUCCUGGGCGUGUACUUUCACCUAUUGCAAAACAGUCCAGCACAGGUGGAAAAUCUCGAAUGGCUACCCGUGUUUGCGCUGUCCCUGUUUGUGACGAUGUUUUCGAUCGGCUUUGGGCCCGUACCGUGGAUCAUGAUCGGUGAAGUGUUUGCGAUCGACGUGAAAGAUCUCGCCAGCUCGCUGGCAACGUUCACCAGCUACGCACUGUCCUUUAUGAUGACGAAAACGUUUAAUCCGCUUCGGAAUGGGCUAGGCGAGGCUGGCACAUUUUGGCUGUUUGGUGGAUUCUGUAUGCUUGGUGCCAUUUUCGUGUUUCUAUUCGUGCCGGAAACAAAGGGUAAAACAUUCGAUCAGAUACAAAAACGGUUAGCAAGCAGCAAAGUGUAUUUCAGGGCGGAAAAGUAAGUGUUGCUACAUGUAUCAAAGUUUGUUUAGUUGAAUUGCUUUUAGUAGAAUAGUGGACAACAAAUUAACAAUUUCGAACAAUUCCGUAUAGAAGGUGCCAAAGGGGAGCAUUUAUUGCAAUUCGGUUAAAAUCAUUUACUCGAUUUCAUUAUUACACAUGUAUGUAGUCACCUGAUAUUAAAAAGAAUAAAGACAAUAAAUUUCGUGACCUGCAUUGGGUCUCGGACAGAA